CCCCUGCUCCUGGCCCAGCUCUCCAGUUCAGGAAGGUAGAGCUUCGGCUGAGGACAAGGGGAAGAUGCCGCGCAAGAUAGAAGGCUUUUUGUUUUUACUUCUCUUUGGCUAUGAAGCCACAUUGGGAUUAUCGUCUACAGAGGAUGAAGGCGAGGACCCCUGGUACCAAAAAGUAUGCAAGUGCGAUUGCCAAGGAGGAGCCAGUGGUCUGUGGUCUGCCAGCGUCACGUCCUUGGACUGCAUACCAGAAUGCCCAUAUCACAAGCCCCUGGGUUUCGAGUCAGGGGAGGUCACACCGGACCAGAUCACUUGCUCUAACCCAGAGCAGUAUGUAGGCUGGUAUUCCUCGUGGACUGCAAACAAGGCCAGGCUCAACAGUCAAGGCUUUGGGUGCGCCUGGCUCUCCAAGUUCCAGGACAGCAGCCAGUGGUUACAGAUAGAUCUGAAGGAGAUCAAGGUGAUUUCAGGGAUCCUCACCCAGGGUCGCUGUGACAUUGAUGAGUGGAUGACCAAGUACAGCGUGCAGUACAGGACCGAUGAGCACCUGAACUGGAUUUACUAUAAGGACCAGACUGGAAACAACCGGGUCUUCUAUGGCAACUCGGACCGCACCUCCACUGUUCAGAACCUGCUGCGGCCCCCCAUCAUCUCCCGCUUCAUCCGCCUCAUCCCACUGGGCUGGCAUGUCCGCAUUGCCAUCCGGAUGGAGCUGCUGGAGUGUGUCAGCAAGUGUGCCUGAUGCUCACCUCGGCUCGGCACCAGCCUGGGGGUGGCCAGCACACAGUGGGCCCGUAGGAGACCCCUGACACACCACCAGGGUGGACAGGGCUAUAUUUCACAAAGUAAUUUUAACUGAAGUAUGGGGUAGAGAAUGUUGCUUUUUUUUUUUUUAAGAUAUAGCUUUCUGAUUUCAAUGAAAUAUAAAUGAACUUAUUCCCCACUCAGGGCCAGAGAAAGUCAGAACAAAGAAAAUGGCCCCGAAACCAAUUUUCUUACAGCAAGCCUAAGUAGCAGGGGUAAUUUGCUGCUCAUUUCUUUUUCUCAGUGACACUAUGAAAGGUGCAGUCUCAGGAGAACACAAAGCAGCCCUGAUAAUUUGCAAAGUCCUUUGCUUUACCACAUUCAAGACAAAAACGGUUUCCUAAAGCCUGGCUUCAAAUGCAGAAAGGAGCAGUUCCUCCUGGUUAAGUUUCCACUAAAUCAUCGCCAAAGAGGACUUCACAGCCCUGGGGAGAGAGCUGAGAGUCUCCAGGGUGACUGGGUGGCAGGGAUAAGUGUGGUGGGUGAGAGUCCCGGUGCCCUGAGAGGCUGUACAUUACAAAUGACCAAAAGCUCAAGUUAGGGGAGGUCCCUCUGCUUGCAGUUCUUACCUUCAAGGUCCACCCCCGACCAACCCAGGGAUCAGGGAGGGUCCAGAGCUCCCUAUACACACAGCUCCAUUCUGCAAUCCAUUCCUGCAAAUUCCCCGCAUCUGUGGUCCCCAUUUAGGUGAUCACACAGCACAGGCUGUACAUCUAAGUAUAUGUAGGGACCCCAAAUGACCAUAGAGCAGCACAAUUACCCUUUACCUAGGGCUACCAUUUCACAGCAAACUAAACAUAUUUCGAGAACAGCCGGCCCGGGAGCUACCACUGGCUACUCAGAGGCCCAUUAGAUCGCUACAGGCUUAGUAGAAGUGGGAAGCACUCACAUCAUAAAAAGGACCACGUGGCUUUUUCCCUGAAAGCUUCUCACCCUCUACCUUCUGCCUUGUGCCUGCUCCUGAAAAGCUCUCUGGGAAGCAGUGGACCUCACCUUCGCUUCCUGGAGGCGGCGCCUUAGAUUGAGAGGCUUCAUUGGCCACUUAGAGCCCAGGCGGACUUUCCAGGCCCCUCCCUGGGAGAGGCUGUUAAACACCGGGGAGGAGCAGGAGAAGUAUAUGGAGAGGAAGUGGUGGAAGGAGAGAAUGAGGCUGCUCCAAAGACUGUCCUGGCCCUAGACACAGGGUAGCCUUUGCUAGGAGCUCAUUUCUGAGUUACUUUUUGUUUUCAAAUGCCAAGGCAAGUGAUCAGACUCGCGCUAACACAGUCCUGGACAACACAUUCACCUUCCCUGUGAACAGAGAGCCUUCUAAAAGCCCCAGAUAUCCUCCUUGAUGUUUUGGGGGUUCAAUUAUUUCAUAUGCAACCCAGCAUCAUUCUAGUCCCCAUGCUGUAUGCUUGAACUUCGGAAAACGAUUUUCCCUGCCCAAUCUUGUCUCAAAUAUAAACAUAUCACACAGGGUGUCGGGGGAAAAUCCUCUCCCUGGCCUUAGGACACAGGAAAAAUCUAUUUCGGAAAGAAAUGCCUGAACAGAGAGAGACCCUUAUUUGGAAAGGUGAAUUAACUUUGGUCACGACAUGGACUGUCAGACAAAAUGGCAGUAUCCUAAGAAUUAAGGACUUCCAUAACCGGCACAUCAAACACAGGAGUCAAGAGAGUGCAGUUCAGGGAAAAAGGAAAGGAGGAAACUGAGGCAGGGGAAAAAUGUUCUCCAAAUAAUUGUUCAUGUUGGAAACUUUUGUAAUGGCUUUAUUGAAAUUUAAGUUCACAUACAAUUUGCAUCCAUUUAAAGUGUACAAUUUGAUGACUUUUGGUAUAUUUAGAGUUGUGCAACCAUUAUCACCUAAUCAAUUUUAGAAAAUUUAUCACCCCAAAGAGAAAUCCUGCACCCAUCAGCCAUCACUCCCCAACCCAUCGGCCACACCAAGCCCUCUGUGAUCACAAAUCUACUGUCUCUAUAGAUUGGCCCAUUCUGGAUGUUUUCCAUAAAUGAAAUCAUAUAGUAUGUGGGAUUUUGUGACUGGCUUCUUUCACUUAGCGGUGUCUUAAAAUUCAUCCACGUUGUAACAUGUGUAUCAUUAUGUCACUUAUUGCUGACAUCACAGUUCAGUAUCAUGUCAAGACCACAGUGUUAUUUAUCCAUUCAUCCAUUGAUGGAUAUUUGGGUUUCCACUCUUUAGCUAUUAUGAACAAUGCUGCUAUGAACAUUUAUGUAUAAGUUUUUGUGUGGAUGUGUUUUUUCAUUUAUCUUGGGUAUACACCUAGGAGUAAAAUUGCUGGAACACAUGGUCACUCUUGUUUAAUCUUUGGAGGAACUAUCAUCCCAAGUGACUGCAUUAUUUUACGUUUCCACCAGCAAUGUAUGAGGCUUCUACUUUCUCCACAUCCUGAGCAACACUUGUUACUGUCCAUCUUUGAUUAUACCCAUCCUAGUAUGUGUGAAGUUGCAUCUCACUGUGGUUUUGAUUAGCAUUUCCCUAGUGACUAAUGGCCAUUUGCACUUCUUUGGAGAAAUGUCUAUUCAGAUCCUCUGCCCAUUUUAAAUCGGCUUACAACUUACUGAGUUUAAGAAUUCUUUGUAUAUUCUAGGUAUAAUUCCCUCUUUGGAUAUGACUUGCAAAUAUUUUCUCCCAUUCUGUGGAUUUUUUUAAUCCUCUUGAUAGAGUCCUCUGAGGCACACAUUUUUAAACAUUUGAUGAAGUCCAAUUUGUUUUUCUCUUUGCUUGUGCUUUUGGUGUCAUAUCCGAGAAACCACUGCCAAAUUCAAGGUCAUGAAGAUUUAACCCUGUUUUCUUCUAUAAGUUUUAUUGUUCUACUUCUUACAUUUAGAUCUUUGGUCCAUUUUGAGUUAAUUUUUGUAUAUGGUGUGAAAUAGGAGUUCGACCUCAUUCUUUUGCAUGUGGAUAUCCAGUUGUCCCACCACCAUUUGCUGAAAAGACUAUUCUUUCCCCCACUGAAUGAUCUUGGCACCCUUGUCAAAAACCAGUUGACCUUAAUUGUGAGAGGGUUUAUUUCUGGAGUUCGAAUUCUAUUACCUCACUUUAUUCAUUACUGUAGCUUUGUAUUAUUGAAAUUGGGGCAUGUGAGUCCUCCAACUUCGGUCUUCAGGAUUGUUUUGGCUAUUCUGGGUUCCUUGAAUUUUCAUAUGAAUUACAACUAACUUGUUCAUCACUGUAAAGAAGCCAGCUGGGAUUUCACAUUGGAAACCGCUCAAUACUUCGGAAUUUAAUAAACAAUAAGAUAUACGAUUCGUAAGACAUUUAUCUGCAGGUAAUUUGCUUACAACAGCGUAUUAUUUACUUCAUUCAAUUCAUGACAGAAUGUAUAAAAACUAAAACUUUUAUUGAGGGAAAUCUGAAGCCUAACAGAUUCUUGCUGUCAAACACACAAACUAUGCUUCAGUGUCAUUUCUUUUGUGGGGAAAACUUUCAAAUUAAAAAUUAUACGUAACAUAGGAAAAACUCA
Callithrix jacchus (white-tufted-ear marmoset) is the source of this 4266-nucleotide messenger RNA. It is a transcript of the gene RS1, whose product is annotated as retinoschisin 1. Gene Ontology annotation, molecular function: signaling receptor activity. Lineage: Eukaryota; Metazoa; Chordata; Mammalia; Primates; Cebidae. Gene Ontology annotation, cellular component: plasma membrane. The record is from RefSeq and is a predicted model, not a curated record.